Molecule: messenger RNA, 2405 nt
Organism: Eurytemora carolleeae
Lineage: Eukaryota; Metazoa; Arthropoda; Copepoda; Calanoida; Temoridae
Product: formin-binding protein 4
Exons: 16
Coding region: 18-2195 (725 amino acids)
Molecular function (GO): protein binding
Source: RefSeq, a predicted model, not a curated record
UUAUUUCAGAUUUAAGAAUGAGCGGUGUACCACCCCUAGAUCUUCUGAACCCAGCUCUAGUCCCACCUCAUCCAGGUUCAUUCUGGCAGGAAUGUCCAGAUGUUAACUCCGGGUACCCUUACUACUGGAACACCUUGACUAACCAGGUUGUAUGGGAGAUCCCCCCUGAAAUGAUACAAUACCGCCACAGUUUACUCGCCCUUCCGCCACCAAACCCACCUCCGCCACCAACCUCGGUUCUCAAGGACAACAUUCCUCCAUCCUCGUUAGUUUGUGGUUAUGAUAGUGAACCGGAGCCGGAGGAAGAUGAAGUUCCGGCGGAAACAAUAGAGGCUGAUCCAGAGUUUAUUGGUCCCCGGGUUCCGAGGGCGGAGUCUGAUCCGCCGCCUCUUGGAGCGGAGGAUUUAAAACAAAACGAGUACAAGACUAGUUCUGAAACUUACACAGCAUCUCAAAACAACCUGGAGAACGAAAACUCGAAAGAGGAUCAGUGUACUACCAACGGAGAUUCCGCACCUGUUAACGGAGAAGGACAGCCUCGUCAGUUAGACGAUUCCAUGGAGGAUAUUAUGUCAAAGAUAGAGGCUGAACAGCCUCCAGACUAUCAGAUGAAUGGGGGAAAUGUUCAUGUGGAUCCAUCAAGUUCUGGAGUCCCCCCUUCCCCUGCUGGUGUGCUCCUCCCUCCUCCUCAUCCCUCACACGUCUUUGCUCCCCCUCCCCCGCCACCCGGUCAACCUACAGCUCAACAACCAACAGGUCUGAGCUCAUUUUCACUACUCAGCUCCUACUCAGACUCUGAUCAAUCAGAUAGUGAUUCAGAGGAUAUUCAGGAGGUAAAGGCCUCCUCAAAGCUGAAGCCUGUGACCGGUCAACUCGACUCCUCGGGCAGAAUAUUCUUCCCAUCAAGCGAAAGCUGGCAGACAGCUGAACAGAAAGCUGCUCUAGACAGCUACAAAUCUGAACAUCAGGUGGAGACAGCUGGACAGCAUCAAAUUCAAGCUGUCAAGGAACCAACAGCCGUCAACAGCAGAAAGCGACGUAUUGCACUUCCCGGAGGAAGGUUUAAUAAGAGCAGUGAAGUAGAAACUGAGAAACCGCAGUCCUCAAAUCCUGAUCUCAAGAGCAAAUACGCUGUACAGUUCGUUAAAUCUAGUACAGUACUCCCUGGUUCUCUCGGAACAGAAGAGAAUAAAGUAGAAGAUAAGACGGAGAAAAGAAACGGAACCUUAAAUCCUGGUUCCAUAUCACCACAGGAAGAGGAAGAAGAAGAAUCUAUAGACGGAUUAACUGAAGAGGAACUAGCUGAAGAGCUGGUGGAAAAACUUGAAUUCUUUAAAGUUGGUGGAGAGAAAAUAUCAAGCCUCAAACUACUAGCUGUAAAAAUAGAGACAUUGUACAGUGCGUGGAGUGCUGGGGCACUUACUGCAAACUAUCUCAAAUUUUUCCUCGAAACGGCCCAUAGACGAAUCCGCCAAACGGAAUUGGACCAACUCUGUCUUCACCCCUGGACUGUGAGAUGGGACAGGAAAGACCAACAGUACAGAUUCAGAAACAGAUUAACUGGAGAAAUUACUUUCAUCAAUCCACAUAUUCAUUCAGAACUAAACCCUCCCCCUCUACCCACGGAUACUGGAUACGCCCCUCCCCCACCUCCUUCCCCGCCCACACCUCCUCCAGGAUCCCCGCCCACCCAGGACAACGUCCCUCAAGACAUGGAACUGGAUGAUGAAGAUGAUGAGGAUGAUGGCGAGGACGAACUGCAUCCUCUUCUGCAACCUCUUCCUCAACCCCAGCCUCAACCCCAACCUCAAUCCCAGCCCCAACCUGAAUUACCGCUGGAGGAUCCAACAAAUAUGGAUUCUGAGGCAACUUCAAAUUUUACCGAUGAACUAAGUUCUUUUUACUCAGAAAUAGGUUUCUCGGAUCCUGUUGAAACCCCUUCUGUCCCUGCUCCGCAGCAGAUAUCCUCUCCUAGCCGAGGUGCUAGAAGCAUCUCCCAAGAGGAGCAGGAGACCCCUGUAGAGGAGGAAGGAGGAGGAGAGUAUGAAGGAGCCCAGGGGGAUUCUGCUCCUUCAUCACCUGCACCUCAUACAGAGGCUAAGAGAAGAAAAAAGGCUGUAAAAGUAUCGAACAGCCUGUCUAUGAAGAAGAAAGGGUUAAACAACAUGCUGGCCAAGUGGCAAAACAUCAACUAAUUCAUCAACUAGAGCUGGUGUCAAGUUAUCUAUUGUUUUCUUAUAAACCUAAAACAAUUAUUUUUUAAUAGAAAAUCUAGAAUUCAGAGAACUCUAAAUAAUUUGACCUUUAUUUAUAUUUUCGUACAAUUUAAUUUUUGUCUCAAUAUUCAUAACUAGUACAUGUAUUUUUAGUUCAGGAAUUAUUCAAAUAAAAAUCCUGUAAUGUAA